AUGGGCAUCAUCAAGACAGGCAUCCAAGCCGGCGUGGCCUACGCCGCCGUGAACAAGAUCACCAAGACGAUGGAGGCGACCGCGCAGGCCAAGCACGGCAAGCAGACGCCCCCGCACCCGCCGUGCAACUGCCCGCACUGCCCGUAUUCCGAGCAGAGCGUGUACGGCACCGGCGCGCCGGCCUACGGCCAGCAGGGCCAGACUCUCCCGCCCCCACCACCGCAGCAGCAGGCCCUCGCGCCGCCUCCGACGACGGCGUACGGCAACGCUGCGCCCCCGCCUGCGCCUUAUGGCGGCCGCUCGGCGUCCCCCCCGCCGCCCACGGCGUACGGCGGCGGCGGCGGUGCUAGCCCCCAGACCCGCGCGCUUGCCGACCCCGCGCCGCCUUAUGACCCGCGCGCCGACGUGCAGGCGCUCUUUGCUUCCGCGUUCGAGAAGCGCCGCCGCUAG
Messenger RNA from Vanrija pseudolonga, 450 nucleotides. RefSeq lists its product as uncharacterized. Lineage: Eukaryota; Fungi; Basidiomycota; Tremellomycetes; Trichosporonales; Trichosporonaceae. Bases 1 to 450 code for a protein of 149 amino acids. The transcript has a single exon. The record is from RefSeq and is a predicted model, not a curated record.